AUGACCCUUUCCGCUCGCGUUUCCCGCCCCGCCAUCGAAACCGACCCCCGUGUCAUUGCCGUGAUCGAGUCCUGCAACUGGGACGACCUGUUUCUGAGCCUGGAGCUGCUGUUUGAGUUUUCCGACGACGACGAGACCCUCAUGCGCCACUUGGCCAAACGCCCGUGUAUCCGAUCACAACUGGCACCCCCGAUGAACCCGAAAUUCAAACCGCCGGUGAAACUGCCAGAGAAAGUGACGAAACUAUCGCAACCGUUACACAAGUCGCCGCCAAAGCUAAAAUUGACCCAACUUGCACCAAUGACAAAUAAACCGUUUAAACCACCGAGAAUCACUCUGCUGCCAACAAAACCAUCUCAAAUAAACCACCACAAGUUGCUGCCAACAAAACAACCUCAAUCAGACACCAAACCGUCCCACACGGACUACCAGAAGUUGCUUUCUCAGCUUGAUGAUGAGUUUACUUCGUCGCCUCCUUCAUCACCAACACGACCGACCACCACUCUGCUACGAUCACCAAAGAAUGUAACGCCAAACAACCAAGCACAACAAACACCAACACUAUCACAAACUGUACCGAGAAUGUCACCACAAGCAAAGCUAUCACAGGCGUUGAAUUCAUCUCCACCGGUUCCCAAAUCAUCCCCACAGGCCUUGAAAGCAUCCCCACAGGCCUUGAAAGCAUCCCCACAGAUUUUAAGAGCAUCACAGGCGCCACACUUAUCCCCUCCUCGACCACUACCCACUACCAUCACAGCAAAACCGACACUGCCGCUUCGCCAAGUACUCGGAGCGGUAUUCUCGCCAUCACCACCUUCAACCAAACCCUCCGAUAUCUACACUAGCAUGUUUGGUCAGCAAAUCACCCGCCUGCGACAGCAACAAAAGAGAACAACUAUUGAUCUUUCGUCCUCCCCUCCAAGCAGAGCCUAUUCGACAAAGGCUAACGCUCAUAUCUUUCUUUCCACUCAAAAGGCUCCUGUCCCUACUACCGCUACUACUGAACAUGGAGAACUUGUCGCUCCUCUUACUAAAGUGAAACGGCCCAUGAUCCUUUCACCGGAACAGGAAUACAUUCUUCAUAAAGUGCUUAGCGGUAAGUCCCUUUUUUAUACGGGGCUGGCAGGUACGGGUAAGCUGGUAUUGCUUCGUGAGAUCAUUAAAGUGCUUCGACUGCUGCGUCCCGGGGUAGCCGUCACCGCCCUGACGGGGCUCGCUGCGUGUAACAUUGGUGGUAUGACUCUCCACUCGUUUGCCGGUGUCGGUCUCGCUAAGGAACUGGUCCAAUCAUUAUACAAAAAGCUCCAUCGCAACCGUAAGGCGAAAAACCGGUGGAUGACCACGCAAGUGUUAGUGAUUGAUGAAGUGUCGAUGGUCGACGGAGAGUUCUUUAAUAAGCUUGAUGCCCUCGCCAAGAAAGUACGCAAACUGCUGGAACCGUUUGGCGGUAUUCAAUUAGUGCUCUGUGGUGAUUUCUUCCAAUUACCCCCCAUCACCAGACGCGAGGACGAUGGCGAAUACCCUGAGACGAAAUUUGCGUUCGAAAGUGAGGCCUGGCUCGGGGCAAUCACCCACACGUAUACCCUUACCGAAGUGUUCCGUCAACAAUCAGAUCAACAAUUUGUCGAUAUAUUGAAUGAGCUUAGAUUGGGCCAAGUGCUGCCGGAAACUGAAGCUGAGCUUAAACGACUUUCUCGUCCUUUAAAGUCGGUGGGAGGCAUUGAACCGGCUGAUUUACACCCGAGAAGAGCCGAGGUUGACCGUUCAAACAACUCUCGACUCGCUCUGAUUAAAGGCGAGACCCAGGUGUAUAAUUGUGUUGAUGCUGGUUCCCUCACCGGAGAGCAAAGAGCGAAAGUGCUUGGUAACAUGCUUGCGCUGCCGAGACUCGUAUUGAAACGUGGGGCUCAGGUUAUGUGUAUUAAGAACAUUGAUGACACUUUAGUCAAUGGUACGUUGGGCACCGUCAUCGACUUUGUUGACCGGGAAACCUAUAUGAAACUGCUGGGCAUCGCUGAAGACGAUGAAGACGAUAGCGACUUUGUCCAGCCUUUAAUCUAUUCCGAUGAGCCGCUGCAGCCGUGUGCUGAGCGUGACCCGACAUUAGUGUCUGAACAAUAUGCCGCUCACGGUACUGAGCUCGCCCUGGCUAAACUGGACCAAGUACUUCCAUUAGUUCAAUUUAGAACUAAUGACGGUAAUUUCCGUUACCAUUUGAUGGAACCUGAAAAGUGGCUGGUGGAAGAUGAAACUGGUCACGUACUUGCGCUGAGACUGCAAAUCCCCUUGAUCCUUGCGUGGUCGCUUCUGAUCCAUAAAUCACAAGGACAAACGCUCCCUUUGGUGAAAGUCAAUUUAGCCCUGUGCUUCGAAAUGGGCCAAGCGUACGUGGCGUUAUCGCGUGCGGUAUCUCGUGAAGGGCUCCAAGUUAUCGGAUUCAGUCGUGACCGUGUCAGAUGCCACCCGAAAGUGCUUGAGUUCUACCUGAAUUUGGACCGGGCCAAUGCUCCUAGGAAGCGCACUUCAAGACAAGCAACCCUCCCCUUCGACUCGUAA
Diutina rugosa is the source of this 2556-nucleotide messenger RNA. Its product is annotated as DEAD/DEAH box helicase. Bases 1 to 2556 code for a protein of 851 amino acids. The record is from RefSeq and is a predicted model, not a curated record. The transcript has a single exon. Lineage: Eukaryota; Fungi; Ascomycota; Pichiomycetes; Serinales; Debaryomycetaceae. Gene Ontology annotation, biological process: telomere maintenance; DNA repair. Gene Ontology annotation, molecular function: ATP hydrolysis activity; DNA helicase activity.